Messenger RNA from Spodoptera frugiperda (fall armyworm), 2822 nucleotides. RefSeq lists its product as uncharacterized. The transcript has a single exon. Gene Ontology annotation, molecular function: nucleic acid binding. Gene Ontology annotation, biological process: DNA integration. The coding region runs from base 91 to 1212 and encodes 373 amino acids. The record is from RefSeq and is a predicted model, not a curated record. Lineage: Eukaryota; Metazoa; Arthropoda; Insecta; Lepidoptera; Noctuidae.
GGGCGAUUGGCUAAUUCAUUCUAUGAUUUUAACGUAAAACAUCCAAUUCUUUUAUCAAGUUCACAUAUAAUUUGCAUUUUAAUAUUUAACAUGUAUCACCUGCGCCUUUUGCAUGCUGGACCGCAACUUCUACUUGCCACGAUUCGCCACCGAUACUAUCCUAUAGGCGGUAGAAACCUAGCCAAAAAGGUUUCACAGCAAUGUGUAAAAUGCUGUAGGAUCAAGGCUAUGACUGUUCAACCUAUCAUGGGUAACCUUCCAGAGCAGCGUGUGCAUUUAGAGUUCCCUUUCUUAGAUACAGGGGUGGACUAUGCUGGUCCUAUCAUGAUAGCUGAUCGCAAGGGUAGGGGCUGCAGACUCAUUAAGUGUUUUAUAUGUGUGUUUGUGUGUUUAGCAACGAGAGCUGUUCACCUCGAGCUGGUGUCUGACCUCACGAAAGACGCUUUCUUGGCUGCUAUGAAUCGGUUUAUUGCUCGCAGGGGGAAACCUCGUAACGUUUUUUCAGAUAAUGGCACUACAUUCGUUGGCGCAUUCAAUGAACUGGCUAAUCUUCUAUCGCAAAACCUAGAUUUCAAUGAUAUCGACACAGGUAUCAACUUUUCCUUUAUACCUGCAUACACACCGCAUAUAGGUGGGUUGUGGGAAUCGGCAGUCAAAUCCACCAAGCAUCACCUUAGACGUAUCUUGGGUUUAACAAAUUUAACCUUCGAAGAGAUGGCCACAUGCCUGAUACAAGUUGAAGCCAUCCUAAACUCGAGACCCUUAACUCCCUUGUCCAACGAUCCAACAGACCUCGUCCCUCUUACUCCGGCCCACUUCCUCAUUGGACGAUCACUCAUUAUGUUGCCACAUCCACAGAUCCAGAACGAGAACAUCACCAAUUUGCAGCGGUUCCGUCGCAUUGAAUACCUGAAGCAGCACUUUUGGCACCGGUUUUCCCACGAAUACAUUUUGUGGCUUCAAGAGAAAACCAAGUGGCGCCGUUCUUCCGGGGAACUUAAGGAAGGGACACUUGUCGUAGUCAAGGAUAAGGGGUCACCUCCUCUGCUGUGGUUACUAGGUCGAAUCGUCCACGUCCUACCUGGCAGGGAUGGAAUCACUAGAGUCGCCGACAUCCGCACACGUAAGGGUGUCAUUCGGCGAGCUUUUAAUACCAUCUGCCCUCUUCCAGUCACUACAGUUGAAGAUCCUUCAACGGGGGGAGUAUGUUGAGACCACCGUCUUCAACAUCGCCGCGCGCUGGCGGGAGUGAACGAGAGGAGCGGGGAGAGGGGCGACGGCCGCCCGCCCGGCUCACCGCGCGCCCGCCACCCGCGAGUCAGCUGUUAACUCACAAGACGAUCAUCCGCGCUCGCGCAUCCUAAACCCCUUUUUCUUAUUAUUUCGUUCCGUAGACGCGACACCUUUGUACCAGUAAUACAUUUGCUACAGCCCUUUUUAUUCGUAAUACAGUUAUAAAUACAGUCCACUCGAGUUUUACUGCCUUCUUCGUUGAACCAGCCACGGCACACCCCAACAGUUACUUAAUGAAUCAAAAACUAAAUGCAUUAGAUUCACAACACCAAAUGUUAGACAUGUGAAAACCAGCGUGCUAAUCAAGGGCGAGGAGUUGGACCCUGUAGAUUCAACUGUCUUUUUAGGUAUAACCCUGGACGCUAAGCUACAGUGGGCUCCACACGUAGAUAAGUUAUCGAAAAGGCUCAGCUCUGCAGCAUAUGCCGUUAAAAAAAUUAGAAAUUUGACCGAUGUAAAUACAGCGCGAUUAGUAUACUUUAGUUAUUUUCAUAGUAUCAUGUCAUAUGGUAUUCUCCUGUGGGGAAAUGCUGCUGACAUUCAGUCUGUCUUUGUGCUGCAGAAAAGAGCCAUUCGAUCAAUUUAUAAUCUUAGUCCGAGGCACUCUCUUAGGGAACUAUUUAAAGAAAUUAAUAUAUUGACUGUUCCCUCUCAAUACAUUUAUGAAAAUGUAGUGUAUGCUCACAAAAACAUUAAUUUAUUCAAAAAGUAUUGUGAUAUACAUAAUAUAAACACUAGAAGUAAAAACAAAUAUAUAGUUCCCACUACUAGACUUAAGAAAAUAAGUGGUUCGUUCAGAUGUCAAUGUAUACGCUUUUACAAUAAAAUUCCCAGCGAUAUUCAAAGUUUGAGCCUGAAUAAAUUUAAAAAUGUUAUUAAAGAAAAACUGUAUAGUAAAGCUUUUUAUAAAAUUAAAGACUACUUAGAUGAUAGUCAGGCUUGGGAGUGAGCCGUUAUAAUGUCCACACAGGUCAUGUUGACAUGUUUGUAACACAAGUUACAUUUUUAUACAAUUUGACAUGAUAUACAUUAAUAUCAUUCGAUAUUUUUUAUUUUUAUUUUUAUCAUAUUAUUUUUAAAAUUGUUAGUCUGAGGACCGUGUGAGAGUUUGCUUAGUUAUUUCACUUUUAGUUAAUUAUAUUCUGACAGUGUGAGCAUUUACGAGACCUGCCCAAGUGUUCUUUUGGUUGGUAGUGUUCGUCGGAUCAUUCAGCAACGGCCGUUGGCUGAGCUGAUUGUAAACUGACACAUGCGUACGGCCAUCUGAACAGGUCCGCUCAUACUGUUGUGGUUCUUUCCUCUAAAGACCACUACAGAACCAACUUGCACGGUUCUCUCACAUUAUCCUCUAUUUCAUUGUCUGGACUUUAAAAGAGACUGUGACCUCUGAGUUUGUUUCGGCAUUUCUUCUCAGAGUAGUCAGAUAGGAAAUGCCGGCCUCAUCUAGCUAUUUGAAAUAUUGACGUGUAAAAGUGUUAUUUUAUGACCUAUUUACAGAAAUAAAUAUCAUUUAUCAUUUAUUUAUCAUU